GACCGGGAUACUGAGAGGGGCGAUGGAGGAAUGAGGCUAUUGGGAGAUAUCAUAUAUAGAGAAGAAAACUGCAGGAUGUAAUUAUUAUCCGGGACCGAUACAGCUUUCGGGUCAGCUGAUGAGUGCGCAGGAAACUGACAGAGUGUGCGAGAUCAUAAACUUCCCGUGGUUUGUGCGUUUGGACUCCGACUGAUUCUUUCAUAUAAAGAGUUUUGAAGAAAAAACGAAACUCCUGGAAACAAGACAAGAGCCACGGUUCAAUGGCCAACCGGGGAAGCACACGGACAAAUGGACAGACUAAAAUCUGCCAGUUUAAAUUGGUGCUACUGGGAGAUAUGGCAGUAGGAAAAUCGAGUCUUGUAUUGCGGUUUGUCAAAGGACAGUUUGAUGAGUUCCAAGAGACCACCAUAGGAGCUGCUUUCCUGGCGCAAUCUGUUUGUCUUGAUGACACAACUGUGAAGUUUGAGAUAUGGGACACAGCAGGACAAGAACGGUACCACAGCCUCGCCCCCAUGUAUUAUAGAGGAGCGCAGGCCGCCAUUGUGGUCUUUGACAUCACCAAACCAGAGACGUUUGACCGGGCCAAGGCGUGGGUGAAAGAGCUGCAGCGACAGGCCAGUCCUAAUAUAGUCAUUGCUUUAUCUGGCAACAAAUCUGACUUGGCAGAAAAGAGGAUGGUGGAAUAUGAGGAGGCACAGGCAUAUGCAGAAGAUACUGGGCUAUUAUUCAUGGAGACUUCUGCAAAAACCGCUGUGAAUGUUAAUGAUUUAUUUCUAGCAAUAGCAAAGAAAAUGCCGAAAUCUGACGCUCAAAAUCCUACUCACGCCGCCCGUAAUAGAGGUGUGAACGUACAAGGCUCAGACCAACAGCAACGGAGUGGAUGUUGUGGAAACUGAUGCAACAAAUGUGAGACGAGUUCCCCUCAUUAUGCUUCUUCCACUACACUCUAAAGGACGCUCCUGUUCAGCCAGCGGACAUUCUUUUUGCUUUCAAAAUUUUCCUGCGUUAUUAUUUUUAUUGUACAGUGUUUAAUAAAAAAAAAAAAAGCAGACUAGCAGGCAACUUAUCCACAAUUUCUGCAAAAAUCUGAACUAAGUACAGGUCAAUGAUUUUGCAGACUCCAUUGGAGGAUUUGAAGAGGUAACGUAAAAUGCUCCUGUAUAAGUUUAUCAUGGACUUAUAAAGUUUUAGUAAUCAGCCACAUUUAUUUCUUUGCAUUUAUUUCUUUCCAUGCACUUAGAGAACCUGAUGCAUUUACUGAACUAUGGUUGAUUUAAGCAGCCCAUCGGUUUUUGUACUUAGUUGGGCUCAUGCAGAGUGUGGAUGUUUAACCUCUGAACCUCUACAUGGAAUAAGUAUUCAGAAUCUCCCUAUAUAUAGGGCCGUUCAAUGCUGCUGUAUAGUCGGCAAGCUCCCCGUUAGCAGAAGAACAAAGCACUGUGGACUUCUCGCACUUUACCUUCGUACCAUUUCUUUUUCUCCCAAAAACAUUGAUCUCGGCUGCCUGUGUGUAAAUUUAUUUCCUUUGCUUUCUAAGGAAACAAAAAGACAUGCUCUGAACUUGAAUUUUGUAUUUGCACCUUCAGAUAAUGUUUUACUUGAAAUGACUCCUAAAAUAUUGAUUUUUAAUGUAACAUUAAAGCAAACCAAAUUGGAA
This is a messenger RNA of Bombina bombina (fire-bellied toad), 1657 nucleotides long. Its product is annotated as ras-related protein Rab-5B. Lineage: Eukaryota; Metazoa; Chordata; Amphibia; Anura; Bombinatoridae. Gene Ontology annotation, molecular function: GTP binding; GTPase activity. Bases 261 to 896 code for a protein of 211 amino acids. The transcript is spliced from 6 exons. The record is from RefSeq and is a predicted model, not a curated record.